GGUCACUGUCUUUUCAUAUCCACUUUCAUGCUUGCAUCCAAGGUCAUCUGUGACGACACUUACUCCAACAAAUCCUGGAGCAGCUACUUGCUUAUCCACACUCUUCACCACAUCAAAUUCCACGCAUCUGUCACUACUCUCAAUCUCGCCUAUUGA
This is a messenger RNA of Suillus fuscotomentosus, 156 nucleotides long. RefSeq lists its product as uncharacterized. Lineage: Eukaryota; Fungi; Basidiomycota; Agaricomycetes; Boletales; Suillaceae. The record is from RefSeq and is a predicted model, not a curated record. The annotation marks the transcript as partial. The transcript has a single exon.